This is a messenger RNA of Anguilla rostrata (American eel), 2944 nucleotides long. RefSeq lists its product as uncharacterized. The record is from RefSeq and is a predicted model, not a curated record. The transcript is spliced from 3 exons. Gene Ontology annotation, molecular function: GTP binding. NCBI's taxonomy places the organism in Eukaryota, Metazoa, Chordata, Actinopteri, Anguilliformes, Anguillidae. The coding region runs from base 317 to 1855 and encodes 512 amino acids.
UCAGCGCCUUAUGGCUUUUGUUCAAUAGGUGUGAAAGAGUGCCAGUGCUAUUACUUUAUGCUUUAAAAUCGUUUGCAGUUGGUUAAAAAAAAAACACCAGCAUGCGUGAUUAUGGCCAAUUACACCAGGGUGGAAAAACAUCCCACCCUGCUUACACUAUAAAAGUCAAGAAGCUCAGGAAGACACGCCUCUUAGGACUGACAAACACAGGAACAGAGAAGGUCCCUUUCGUACAUGUGUGUUUCCUGGUUGGGAAACAUUCCACAUUUAUUUUCUUUCUGUGCUUACAAGAGGACUGGUACAUGAGAACUCAGCAAUGGCACAAUCUCACACAAGUUACACUAUGACAAGAGACGGAGCUGCAUCUAAGUGGUCAGAUGUAAUUAAGAACAGCAAACAGAUUGCAACAGAACUCAUAAGAACAUACCUGCUGAACACAGUCGAGACAGCACUGAAUGAAGAUGGAACGGCCUGGAGAUACACGUUUGGAAGAAAGGACCCCAACAAAAGGAACAGGACAAUCAUGAUGGUGGGAGAAACAGGAACAGGGAAGUCUGCACUCAUCAAUAUGAUGGUCAACUACAUGCUGGGGGUAAAGUGGGAAGACAAGAUUAGGUUUGAAAUCAUUCCAGAGAAAGGCAAAAGACUCCAAAGUGAAUCUCACACCAGUGCAAUUACUGCCUAUGAGAUUUAUGGGCUGGAGGAACUGUCUGUUCCCUUUUCCCUCACAGUCAUUGAUACACCAGGAUAUGGAAACACAGGUGGGCUUGAGAAAGAUAAAAUAAUUUCUGAGAAUCUGUGCACAUUCUUGAAGUCUUUAAGCGAUGAUCAUCAAAUAGAUGCAGUAUGCCUUGUGGUGAAGGCAUCUCUGUAUCGCCUCAGUCCAGACCAGAAGUACAUCUUUCAUGCCAUCCUGUCCAUCUUUGGGAAGAACAUGGAGAAAAACGUCAUGGCUCUCGUCACCUUUUCUGACUGGACGCCAGCUACAGCUCUUGAGGCACUUCUUGAGUCUGGUGUACCUGUCCUCAAAAAUGAAAACAAUGAACCUGUUCACUUCCUCUUCAACAACUCUCCUCUUCAGAAGUUUGCUAAGAAAUAUGAAGAAAUAUAUAAAACAGCCUGGGAUAAUGGAACAGAGAGCUUCAGAGAGUUUUUCGAAACUUUGGAUAAAAUGGAACCGCAAAGCUUGGGGGAGAUUAAAAAUGUCUUGAAGCAACGUCAGUGCUUGGAAGAUUUUUUCUCGAAAUUGGAGAGUCAGAUCAGGGAUGUGGAGGAGAAGCACAAGGCACUUGAGGAUGUUCAGAAAACUCUGGAAGAGCACAGGCAAGACUUGGAGAAAAAUAACUUUGAGCAUAAAUACAAUGAAGUUGUCAAAAAGAAGGUCAAAAUUGACAAAAGCAUAAUUUUCUGCUCUGAGUGUGUGGCAUUAUGCCCCCGUUCUUGGUCCAUCAGAGGCAGCAACUGUUCAGCCUGUCCCAAAAAAUGCAGCUACAAAGUCCACAAAACCAAUGAAGAAAUAUUUGUGGAACAAAAUGAAGAAAGAACUGGAACUCGUGAGGACCUGAAAAAAGAAGCUGAAGGCAAAAUAUCUGCAGCGGAGAAAGAGAUGUCCAAGUGUGAAAAGGAGUUGAAGCAUGCAGAGGCUCAGAAAACAAAUCUCAUAGAAAGUUGUUUUCAGUGCAUUCUCCAGCACAGAGACCUUGCUCUGAAGUUCGAUGCAGCUUCUACUCAAAACAUUCUCAGGCUGAUUGAAAUGCUGAAGGAGUACAAUGACACAGAGAAAGUGGAAAUGUUGCAGAAGAUUCUGGAAAACACUGCAAGAAGAGACAAACAGAUGUGGGGAAGACAUGUGUAGCCGUGUGCUUGAAUGCUUUCUUGUACAUGUUGUAUGGUUAAAAUUAUGUUAUGCACAAACCUGAACACCUGAGUGUAUUUACCAAGGAAAUCCUCUGAUGCUACUACAAACAGUUAUCAAAAUAAACCAUCAAAGGUGUAUUCAGUCAGGAUUACUUAUCUCUACCUCUAGUGGUGGAACCUGUCGUCUCCAUGGAAACUACUGAAAAGACACUCCCAGGCUCAACAGAACAAGAGUUGAGGUGUUCCGAGAAGUAAUGACAAUUAAAGCCAGAAAGCAACUGUAUGACGGGAAAAACAUAACUGUGUGCUUGACGGGUGAAAUUCUCUACUGGUUUUCUUUAUUUACUAACUUUAUUUCCUAACUGGUAUGUUUUAUCAUUUAACCAAAUAUCCUUGAAUAGACAUUGUAUUUCAUAUGUGGUGUAGUUUUAGAUUUGUAUAAUAUAUAAAGCCCUGUACCCCACUUAAAUAAAGCAGGACAAAUAAUAUUGAGUAACAAUCCUGCAGGAACUGUAAUCGGGAUGAAUAACUGCUCGGGUAGUACUUUCCGGUUUCCAGUCUCUUAUACUGUCAGCCUUCAUCGUAGGUAAACAUAACUUUGUUAACUUUGUUUGAAAUCCAGUUUUGAUCCAGUUUUAUUUACAACUGGAACUGGAAACAACAGAAAUCCUUCAUGAAAAAUAAAUGUCAAAACUGUAAUUACAUUGCUUUGUAGCCAGAGGAACACAUGGCCAUAAUUGAAAUAUUCUUGUUUUUGUUUCUGUAUUUGACAUGAAUAUUAAUAUAUUAGCUGUCAAAUUAUUUAAAUGAUUAAGAUUUAUUCAGGUCAAUGCUAUUUCAUCACAGAAACAUUUCAGUGUAAUCCAUGUUUUGCACAUUUUACACAUUGUAAAUACAUUUGUAAUUAAGGGAAAUAAUACUGCCAUUUUAAAUAACAAAUUCAUGCCAUGUUCCAGUGUGAUUUCUCCCGUAGGAUCAAUUUUUUUUUUUUUUUUCUUUUCUGAAAAAAAUGCAUGCAUUGUUGCAGGGACAUUAUUGAUCUUAUUUUCAUGAUGCCCCCAAGCGACCACUAGAGUGCGCACAUUAC